Molecule: messenger RNA, 1554 nt
Organism: Branchiostoma belcheri (Belcher's lancelet)
Lineage: Eukaryota; Metazoa; Chordata; Leptocardii; Amphioxiformes; Branchiostomatidae
Product: fibroblast growth factor receptor 3-like
Exons: 2
Coding region: 1-1554 (517 amino acids)
Biological process (GO): multicellular organism development; cell surface receptor protein tyrosine kinase signaling pathway; positive regulation of kinase activity
Cellular component (GO): signaling receptor complex; membrane
Molecular function (GO): transmembrane receptor protein tyrosine kinase activity; ATP binding; calcium ion binding
Source: RefSeq, a predicted model, not a curated record
AUGCAAACGUUCAAGACCUUAUUCAGUCUCGUUACGUUCUUGGCGCUGUCCAACGUCGCUUGUUCAACAACUCCGCUCUAUGCCACAGUCCCAGAAAAUGCCGCUAUCGGAAGAAACGUCACCAGCGUCCUAACCACCUCUCAGAUGGGUGAAGACGACGUUCAGUGUGAAAUUGUGGAGGGAGACGAGCACGGCCGGUUCAUGAUAACCACCUGUAGGAUCACAGUUGCACGGCCGUUAGAUUAUGACGUCAGUCCGAUGUACAACCUUAGGGUCAAUGUCACUCGGCCGGUCGGAAAGGUAGAAGAGCGACGCGUGGACAUACAAGUCCAGGAGGUGGAAGGAUACCCGCCUGUUUACAACGACACUUGCGCAAUGCCAGUACUGGUUGGGGGAAAGUCCGGAAGUCCGAUUUUCGAUGUGACAGAUAAUACGAUUGAGAUUAUGGAGAAAACCGCUGGAAUUCUGUCUAUCACAAGUCGGAUUCCGGAUUCUCUUCGUAAAUCACUUGCAUUGGUUGUGCUCUAUAUGCGGAAGAGGGCUACUCGGGUGAAACAAGACGAGGGUUUAGAGGAGGCGCAGGCUCUACUUGAACUGACUAGUAUGGAAGAAAACCUAACACAGAGUCUAAAGCCUGGCUGGCUGAACCGAUGGGAAAGGAAGACCAAGGAUCUGACUCUAGGUCAGCUGAUCGGGCUCGGUACGUUUGCACAUAUCAGAAAGGGCCAUCUCCGCAUUGACAACACUAAAGUGACUGUAGCUGUGAAGUCAGUCCGUACUGAGGACAGACAGUGCUAUCAAGCAUUCUGUCGGGAAGUUUCUGCACUCAUAGCUGUUCAUGAAAACCAGGAACACAAUAACAGAACCUCCAACAUUGUCCGGCUGUUUGGGGUCAUCACGAAGUCCACACCAAAGUGUGUUCUCUUGGAAGAUACCAGGGGGGAUCUUUUACAACUUCUAAAACAGCUGAAGCAACAUCCCCAACGUCGUGUUCUUCUCCUUAACAACGUUCUGCGCUAUGCUGUCCACAUCUCACGUGCCCUGGAGGAGCUCCGACACCUUCCUAUCGCUCACGGUGACGUGGCCGCUCGGAACGUUCUCAUCAGUGGAGAUGACGUCGCUAAACUGACCGACUUCGGCCUGGCUCGUGACGUGUACAGCACUAUUGCGCCUGCGGCUUCAACGAAAACGGAUGCUGAGGAGCUCUUGCCUCUGAAGUGGAUGGCUCUGGAGUCACUGAAAUGUCGUCAGUUCACGUGUGAAUCCGACACGUGGUCAUUUGGAGUGCUGCUGUGGGAGAUCGCGGCAUUUGGAGAGGAGCCCAACUAUCAGGAGAUGGUCCGGCUCACCUAUCCGAACUUAGUAGAGUUCCUGAGGAGGGGAAUGCGUCUGCUGAAGCCGCGGGGAUGUCCGAACAGGCUGUAUGACGUCAUGAGGUCGUGUUGGCGGCAGGAGCCGUCAGCCAGACCGACACCUGAGGAACUGGAACAGAAACUUACAGAAUGUCGUCACGAAAUAGAUUUUCAGUUUAUGGAGAAGGAAACCACAGUUUGA